Eleginops maclovinus (Patagonian blennie) is the source of this 2828-nucleotide messenger RNA. It is a transcript of the gene eaf1, whose product is annotated as ELL associated factor 1. Gene Ontology annotation, biological process: regulation of DNA-templated transcription; transcription elongation by RNA polymerase II. Gene Ontology annotation, molecular function: transcription elongation factor activity. The transcript has 6 exons. The coding region runs from base 133 to 900 and encodes 255 amino acids. The record is from RefSeq and is a predicted model, not a curated record. Gene Ontology annotation, cellular component: super elongation complex. NCBI's taxonomy places the organism in Eukaryota, Metazoa, Chordata, Actinopteri, Perciformes, Eleginopidae.
CCGGAAAAGGAGGGGCUAAAGGGGUGUUUUGCUAAUGGCUAGCUUCGGGAGGCUAACUCUGCUUCUUAUUCUGAUCUUUCUGAUAUAAACACACUCUGUUUGCCUUUCAUUAUUUUAAUAAUAAACCGAGACAUGAACGGGAGUACGAAUCCGCUGCUGGACAAAGAGGAGCAUGUUCUGAAGCUCGGGGAGAGCUUUGAGAAGCGGCCCAAAUCCUCCUUUCAUACUAUCAGAUAUGACUUCAAACCAGCAUCUAUCGACACGAGCUGUGAGGGAGAGCUGCAAGUUGGGAAAGGAGAGGAAGUUACCAUCACGUUACCUCACAUCCCAGGCUCCACGCCUCCCAUGACGGUGUUCAAAGGGAACAAGCGGCCGUACCAGAAGGACUGCGUGCUCAUCAUCAACCACGACACCGGGGAGUUCGUGCUGGAGAAGCUGAGCAGCAGCAUCCAGGUCAAGAAGACCAGGGCGGAGGGCAGCAGUAAGAUCCAGGCACGGAUCGAGCAGCAGUCGGUCCGGUCCAGCCAGCCCACCGCUCAGUUUCGGGCCCCUACCAAGCCCGGGGCCGGGGCCAAGACCUCCCCUUCUCCCUCUAAAGAUAACCCGUCCCCGGAGCCUCAGCUGGACGACAUCAAGAGAGAGCUGCGUGCCGAGGUGGAGGUGAUCGAGCAGAUGAGCAGCAGCGGCAGCAGCAGCUCCUCGGACUCGGCCAGCGCGUCGGCCAGCGGAGACGACAGCAGCGACGGAGAGCAUGACGCCCCUCCCCGACCGCUCAGCCAGACCUCCCCUGGCCGCCCCCCCACGGCCAACGGAGGACAGCAGGGCAGCAACCAGCUCAUGAACACACUCCGAAACGACCUUCAGCUCAGCGAGUCGGGCAGCGACAGUGAUGACGACUAAACUCUCUUCCUCUCCACACACACACACACACACACACACACUCCUCUCCACUGGUUCCUUUGCUGUGACAGCUCCCAGCGGUGUAUCUGUAUGUUUUAUUUUUUAUUUUCGUAUAUCCUUAAAGCUGGUCGGCCAGAGUGUAUUUUUUAUUAGAAGUAUAUUUUAUUUUGUAUAGCGAGACAGAGAAACUUUUACCCGGGCGGUUUAGAAGAUUAUAUAUGAGAGUGCACUUACGUAUUUUCUGUACUCAGAGCAGCUACUUUUAUCUACAUGUAUGGUCUGUUUCCUGUUGGGUUUGUCUGUCGGGGAGUCGGUGACCACUCCCUCACCUCGUCUGUGUUUAAUCUGAGAAGGCUGUGGGAAGCUUCUCUACUUCUAUGUCAUGUUUUUAUUGUUGUGAAAAAAUGCAGAACUUCCUGUGCAUCAGCAACAGGUCGAUGGAAAACCAAUCUAUUAAGUGACUGUAUAGUAUUCUAGACGUCAUUACAGAGACCUUAAUUAACUUUGAGUUAAUUGCUCUUAUGGAAUGAUUUCACAGGACUUGAUUAUGUUGUUUACUGACAUGACCUUUUAUUACCUGAAAAACAGUGAAGCUGCAGGUGUUUAUCUGCAUGUUGGGAUUCUUUCUGACCACUAGGGGGCAGCCAGGACCUUCACACUGACAGAUCUGAUCUGUAUAAGCUUUUAAUGUUUGCUAAUGGUUAGCAAGCAGUUGAAUGUAAAGAAUCCACCAAAUCCAAACAGAAUAUCCUGCUACAGUUUUUGAUUGAGCUUCAGGAACUCAAACCCUAAACAUGUGGUGUGUUUGUAGCCGGAGAAUAUAAAAAAUAAGCUAAAAGGGGAUAAAUAUUCCAGUCAAGCUGCAAAAUUGUCUCAGAUAAGUGUUACCUGAUGAAAAGGUCCUCAGCAACGUGUGAACAACACCAUCCAUCAAACAGAGACGGAGACGAAGAUCAGUCCUGUGUGCAUUAAGUUCCACCUUAAUGGUCCUUUUGCAACGUCCCAGUGUAACCAGUUACAGUAUGAAACGUACUCUACUAUUAUUCGUCAAAGCCUAUGCUGACAACGCUCUAAAACCUUUAACUACUCACCGUCACAGCCGUUUUACUCAAAUUACUGACUUUAAAAGUAAUCAAAUGCUAUUUAUCUGUUAAAGCUAAUCAAAGUAAGGUCUUCAUUUUAGAAAACCUGAAAAACACACCUGAGAUCAAAUUAUACACGAUUACAUCGAGAAUAAAAUGCAUUGUUUCACUUUUUUUUUUUAAAUCAGUUUUCAAUCAAACAGACCACACCUUAUUUUUAGAUCCCACAUUUCCAUACGAUAUUAAAGGAUCACUCCAUGCCUCACAGUGUCUCAGUGAAGGUGAACGUGUUGUUUUGUGAAAAAGCCAAAGAGUGAAAGCUGCCCCUCAUCGUGUCGGUGUCUAAUCCUCUUCAUUCUGCUUUCAUUAAAACCUGUCUCUUGAUGCGAGGUCAGGGAAAAUCUGCAGGAGACGCGUGGUGCUGACUGUACGGUAAACCAAUGCAACAACAACCUGCACAGAAACACUAUCAUUCAUUUUAUUGGGCUUUCAUUGAUCCUGUCAGGAAAUGUAGGAGUUAUAACCGGUCUUAAGGUUAGUGGAAUGUUCCUUCUAGUUAAUGCGAUAAUUAAUGUGUGGACAGAGUCCUGAUCGACAGAAAUUGAGAAAUUGUCUCUCGUUUUUCUACGAGGGAGGAGAGGUAACCAUCACAAAGUUACUGUUCAUCAUGGGACAUUCACCAUGAGCUGUAUGGUUUGCUAUAUCAGCCACUGAGGCACACUUCAGUCUCUGAAUUCACUUCAGACACACCUCUGCUGUUGAACGUUCUGUUGUCAUGUUGUUUUUGGAGUGCUACGUUUAUGUGUUUGUAAAAACCUGAAGUGUAUUAAACAUUGUGUAAAUUCA